GGGAGGGAGAAGCUAGCGUAUCAUAGCGAUUGAAGUGAAAAUUUUAUUCAAACAACGCUUAGAUCUUUGGGAUCAUCUUUCUGCCUGCAAAUAUGAGCAACGGAGUUAGGUUGCGGAAAUUGAAGAAGGGGAGUGGAAGAGGAACGAAGAAGCAAGUGCUUCUUGCUUCGGAUAAAGAGGUUUUGCGUAUAGGACAGAUGACCUAUGGUGACGGGGAAGCCACUUGUGGAAAACAUGUUGGUGCUAGUGAAGGGAACGAUGAGUUAAGCGAAGAUAGUGACUAUGCUGAUGAGGAGUGUACUGUAACUCGGCGUUGGAUAGGUGAUCAAGCUUUAUACAAUGAAUCUGAUCCAAACGCCACUUCCGAUAUGUUCGCAAAGUUUGAAAAUGAUUUCGUUAAGAAGUUGGAAGAAACAUUUGAGGAGAAUCCUGAACUUCUUACAGAAAAGGGCUUCACUUCACGUUUUCGUGUUGAUUAUUUCCUAGAAGGGAAAAAUAUCGUUUGGUCCUUUUUUAGGUGGGUCCAUAUAUGUUUAGUUUUUUGGUCAAACGCUUUUACUGUUUGGUCCAUAAUUAUUUAAAAAUAUUUAAAUGGACAAAAAUACUCUUCUGUGUUAAUU
This is a messenger RNA of Papaver somniferum (opium poppy), 620 nucleotides long. RefSeq lists its product as uncharacterized. Bases 93 to 581 code for a protein of 162 amino acids. The transcript is spliced from 4 exons. Lineage: Eukaryota; Viridiplantae; Streptophyta; Magnoliopsida; Ranunculales; Papaveraceae. The record is from RefSeq and is a predicted model, not a curated record.